Molecule: messenger RNA, 2205 nt
Organism: Durio zibethinus
Lineage: Eukaryota; Viridiplantae; Streptophyta; Magnoliopsida; Malvales; Malvaceae
Product: DEAD-box ATP-dependent RNA helicase 20-like
Molecular function (GO): ATP binding; RNA helicase activity; nucleic acid binding
Source: RefSeq, a predicted model, not a curated record
ACGCACGAAAAGCAAGGAGUACAACACGCUUCAUCGUUUUUUCCUUUUUCUUUCUUCCUCCCCCCAAACAAGCUCUGUCGAAUAAAAACCCUCAGACUUAAAACCCUAAAACCAUUAAUUAAAAACAAAGACACCAAACACAGAUUUCUGAUUCUUUAUUUCUAAUUCUUUUUUGUUUAUAUUAACCUUUACUGACUUUUGAUAAUCUCACCGACAGUAGCAUUCUAAUGAGUCGAUAUGAUAGCCGCUCUGGCGAUCCCAUCACCUACCGCGACCGUCGAAGUGACUCAGGGUUUGGUGGGGCUUCAGCAUAUGGCAGUUCAGUGCGGUCCUCCUCAAGCAGAAGGGAUUAUGAUGGUGCUGAACCGUCUAGGAAGUUGGAUUUGGACGGGUUGACUCCUUUUGAGAAGAAUUUUUAUGUUGAGUCAUCGUCGGUGGCAGCAAUGUCAGAGACGGAGGUGGAGGAGUAUCGGCAACGAAGGGAAAUUACUGUUGAAGGCCGUGAUGUUCCAAAGCCCGUGAAGAGUUUCCGUGAUGUGGGAUUUCCAGACUAUGUAAUGCAAGAAAUCAUAAAAGCUGGCUUUGUUGAACCAACAGCCAUACAAGCUCAAGGCUGGCCAAUGGCUUUGAAGGGCCGCGAUCUCAUUGGUAUUGCUGAAACUGGAUCAGGGAAGACUCUUGCCUAUUUAUUGCCUGCAAUUGUCCAUGUCAACGCACAGCCAAUUUUAGCUCCUGGAGAUGGCCCAAUUGUAUUAGUGUUAGCUCCAACACGUGAACUUGCGGUUCAAAUACAACAAGAAUCUGCCAAGUUUGGUGCCUCAUCAAGGAUCAAGAAUACAUGCAUAUAUGGUGGGGUACCAAAGGGACCUCAAGUUCGUGAUCUCCAGAAAGGUGUUGAGAUUGUUAUUGCUACACCGGGGAGAUUAAUAGAUAUGUUGGAGUCACAUCACACAAAUUUGCGAAGAGUUACUUAUUUAGUAUUGGAUGAGGCAGAUCGGAUGUUAGAUAUGGGAUUUGAGCCUCAGAUACGAAAAAUUAUUUCUCAGAUCCGUCCUGACCGUCAAACUUUGUACUGGAGUGCUACUUGGCCAAAGGAGGUUGAACAGUUGGCCAGGCAGUUUCUUUACAACCCAUACAAAGUGACAAUUGGAUCUGCAGAUUUAAAAGCUAACCAUGCUAUUCGCCAACAUGUUGACAUUGUUUCAGAGAGUCAGAAAUAUAACAAAUUGGUGAAGCUGCUAGAGGAUAUCAUGGAUGGUAGCAGAAUUUUGAUUUUCAUGGAUACCAAGAAAGGUUGUGACCAGAUCACUAGGCAACUUCGCAUGGAUGGUUGGCCUGCUCUCUCAAUUCAUGGAGAUAAAAGUCAAGCAGAAAGGGAUUGGGUCCUCUCAGAGUUUAAAGCUGGCAAGAGCCCUAUAAUGACUGCAACAGAUGUUGCAGCUCGUGGUUUAGAUGUGAAAGAUGUGAAAUAUGUAAUCAAUUAUGACUUCCCGGGAUCCCUUGAGGAUUAUGUCCAUCGCAUUGGUCGAACAGGAAGAGCUGGGGCAAAAGGCACUGCCUAUACUUUCUUCACAGCUGCAAAUGCCAGAUUUGCAAAAGAACUUAUUGCCAUACUUGAGGAAGCAGGACAAAAGGUCAGUCCUGAGUUGGCAGUGAUGGGACGUGGUGCACCUCCUCCACCAUCAGGUCAUGGUGGUUUUCGAGACCGAGGUAGAGGUUCUGGUGGCGGUCGCCCAUGGAGCUGAUUAAUCAAAAGAUCCCCACAAGGAGAAAGUUGUAAGACUAUGAGGGUACAGUGUAGUGUAGACAUAAUUUGUUUGACUGUCACUACUACUACUUUUCUGGGUUCAACUGUCAGCGGGAAGAUAGAAACUUGUAAAUUAAUUUUGUUUUUACUUUCUGAUAAUCCAUUUUUUCCCCCAUUAAGCGAAGAACUAAUGAACGAAAAAGAACUAGAGUUGUAUUUUUUGUUACCAUACCCUGGCCUGGGCCAAAGCCUGAAGUCAUCUUGAUCAUGUGAUCCUCGACAAAUUAAAGCUAAAGAAAUCAAGGACGUAGACAUAUGAUAAUCCUUCACCAAACUGCCUCCACUCCCCACUUCUAUCACUUUACGAUAGCAUGAUCGAGUUUUUAAAUAUUCAAUUCUAAAAGAAUGCAACACGACGACUAUUAAGGUAAAAAAAAAAAAAAAGGUGCUUAUGACUU